UACAGAUUGGUUCCCUGGCUGGUCCCAUCACGGCCACUACAACCGACAGCCGAACGACGACGGACUCAGCGAGCAGGACUGCGUAGAAGUUCGUAGAGCCUAUGGCCUUCCUGCUGCGGUUGCAGGACCUGCCAGGUUGGCCUCAGCCACGUUUGCUUGGAACGACAGGGACUGUUCGACACCCAACUACUUCGUUUGCGAGAGGCUGCAGAGUGACGAGCCCCUGGAAGACAGCUGGCUGCCAGAAUGCAACAGAACUGUGAUACUAUCCAGGAACCAACCGAAGGCUUCUGUGACAAGUCCGGGGUUUCCCAGACAGUAUCCAGAUAACGCAAACUGUGAUAUCGAUAUUAUCGCCUCGGCUGGAUACAAAAUCAUUCUGGACUUUGAAGAGCUGGUGCUUGAAGACGAACCAUCUUGCAGCUAUGACUAUCUGAUGAUCCUAGAAGUACGGUCCAAUGACUCCACCAGCUUCAAUGAGUCUGUAGCUUCGAAACGCCUGUGUGGCGAUUGGAGCUCGAAGCUCAAGCUACUGAGGCAUGUCAGCAAUGGGUCUAGGCUGAGACUGAGGUUUAGCUCGGAUUAUUCACACCAUUUUGGGGGAUUUAAGGCUAGAGUUUCUAUGGAAAAUGUUAUGCAGUGCAGCGAUGACCAGUUUUUUCUCUACAACAACUCGUGUUACCUGAUCGUGAGCUAUCCAGAAGUGACAUGGAACACAUCUGAACAAAUCUGUGAGGCCACUAAAGCAAACUUAGCUUCUGUUUUGUCCGCCGAAGAGGAGCGAUUCAUUAUAUCCACUAUGAGGAGGACGACAGACUACAGAACCAGUGCUCUUUAUUGGUUAGGCGGACACUCCACACCAGAUCGCAAGUCUUUUUUAUGGUCAGAUGGAAGUCCAGUGACGUACUUAGGCUGGCCACCGGGCACCUCUGCGAAAUACAAAAAAGAAGAGGAUUGGUGUCUGGGUGUCCGGUGGGCAGCUUCGCCAGCUGUUCAUCUACCUAGCGGCUUGUACUGGACCGUUAGACCUUGUUACGAAACAGGAGGAUACGUCUGCAAAAAACCUCAUCACGCCGCGGGAUUAUCUGCUAACCACAACCGCACCAUUAAUGGUACCGAAGGGCGGAUCACCACCCCUAACUACCCUGGCCGUUACUACCACAACUUAGAUUAUUGGGUUAAAGUAUCUGGACCAGAACGGUCCCGCAUAAUAGUGAAAUUUCAAGAAAUCGACGUAGAAUCCCAGCUAGAGUGCCUUUACGACUACGUCGAGCUCAAAACCUUGCAUCGGGGUAGCGGCAAAAGACCUGACGAUGCUGUGAAAUUGUGUGGAUCACAUGACAGGGACAUGGAACGCUUUAAUUUCGUCAGUGAGACAAACGAGUUGAUGGUUAGGUUUCAUUCGGACUAUUCGAUAUCCGGAAAAGGUUUCUCAUUGAGGUGGCAGGCGGUAGAUGUAUCAGCCUGUCCUAUUCAAACUCUGACAGCCAAAGAGGGAGCUAUUGUCACGCCCAACUAUCCCAAUUUCCUGCUCGCCCACUUGGACUGUACUAUAAAUAUAUUAGCUCCGACCGGUAAACGAAUUUGGCUGGAGUUCGCAAAAAACGAUGAAGCUUAUGAAGUUAUUACUACACAAAAGGAUUAUCUUCUGGAAUUGAUGCUGGGGAAAAGAAGUCGGAUGAUCAAGCCGUUCUCAAUUGAAGGGCUACUGACAGAAGGGAGCUUUGUGUCGGUGGAUGAGAGGGUGAAGCUACAUUUACAAACUGGAGACCAGCCUGUAGGUCGAGGAUUCAGCGCAAGCUACAAGAUACUCAAUGUCGUAGAAGAAGAAAAAGUCAUCACAUUGAGCAACUUCACUAGCGGUACUUUGCUACACCUCAACUUUCCCGAUCGACCGCCUUCGAACGUCAAUUUCAUCCAAAGAUUUGUUGCGCCGUUGGGGUGUAUAAUCUCUUUGGAGCUACACAACGUGCGGUUCGCCGAGGCGGAGUGUCCUGGCAAGAAUGGUGUGAUCGAGGUGUUUGACAACUACUCUGACGUCAAUGGAACCACUUGGAAACUGUGUCACGAUCCUGGGGGUGACGACGUAGUAUCCGUCCCUAUCUACAUAUCAUCAUUUCUGAAUACUCUUCAUGUAAGGCAGAGACAUGGACUGCUGGGCGUACCUCUCAACGGAACCAUGAAGGUACUCCUUCCCCCAAAAAGAAAAGAAACAACUCGACUCCGACCAAGAAGAACGCAGCUGAGAAGAAACAGAUCCUGCAACAUCUCGUGUCACCCAUCAACAAACAGAAUCGGAAAGUGAGUCUGGGAGAGCUGAUUCAACUGAGCGACCUAAAGUCCGAAGAUUCGAAUAAAAAUUCGCGUGAUAAUGGAAAAGAAAUCGAGUCUAAAUUUGGAGGAAUGAGCCCCGCCACUGCAGCACUCAAUGAUCCAAAACUGGAAAAGAAGGUAACAUUCGCCCGCCUUCUGAACAAAGUCUCAGCCGAGAUGAGCAGCGGCUCUGACUUCGAAAUGAGCCUGCUUCAGACCAACCGCUUGGGCCUCGCCAUCGCCAGGCCAUCCAGCACUCCUCCGUCUCCUUCAGCAGACAUGAGGUCUCCGCACAGUACCUCCAGCAACCAAGGUAGCACCUCGCUCACUAGCUCUGACCUUGCCAUACCCAGUGCGCUGAGUUCGAGUAUUUCAGAUCUGCUGAUCCAUCGGAGACACAACAGUCAUCAUCACCGGCUACCCAAUGGGAGGCCGAAACCUGCUAGUGCUGAUUCGAUACUCGCCAUGUUCAGGAACUUCUCGUCGAGUACAGCAGGCGUGAACCUACCUUCCUCACUAAGGAUCUCACCAAGCACCACACCUACAGCCUCCAGUCCCCAAGACGACCUCGUUGGAGACGAUGACUCUUCAACAUCCUCGAUACAUACUCCGAUCUCACUUUGUAGUCUUCCACCAGAAAGUCCUGUGUCAUCCAGACAGGGCUCGCAAAGCAUCGAAAUACCGGUACUGGAUCCGCUUAGCGCCCACAAGUCGAAUCAAGGCGCCAGCAGCAACCUGCUGCACCCGCCAACCAUUCUCCUGGAAAUACCGAGCACAAUCAACAAGUGCCUUUCGCCGAUUCACGAAAUGCCGACGCCCCUGCCUUCGCCCGCCCUCACGCCCAUUAUGAGGCGGAGUCCCAUUAUGACCACGCCCCCAAAGGACGACCUAGAGCUAGACGAUGACAGGAUCUCGGUGGAGAUCCCCGGCAUCUCAGUGUGCAGUGAUGGCGAGGAAGGUGGAAGAAGGGUGGAUAUUCAGAUCGAUCCACAAGCGGAGGACGGGUUAAUCAUGGAGGAGGCGGCCGCUAUGCAGAUGAGUAACUGUAAACCCAAGCCUCUACGACCGUCGCCCGUUGGUCAAGCAGCGCCACCUUCUAGUUCAUCCCUUUUCGCUCCGAUGAUAACAAUCGAACCCCCACCACUCGUCAUCCCUACCCUAACCGUACAGACGCCUUCACCUACCAUCCCACAACUCCCUACCAUCACCUUCGGUUCCCCUCCUCCAGUGAGGCGGACCAAUGAUACCUGUUUUCCUUUUCCCUCUCCCAAGCCGUCAAGGAGGAUGCUGAAGGACUUCGAUAAGCCGACAUCGCUGGAUCUACCGAGCGCUCCACCUUUGAUUACCAUCACUUGCAAUAUGAGCGAGGCUGAAUCUGAUGGAGACUCGAUUUCACCAGCUGUCAAUGUUGUUGCUACUACGGCAGGCAUGACAUACCUCAGUCCAUUUUCUAUGAGUACGAGAGGAGAACACAAUGCAUCAGAGUCAAACCUGAGCUCGUCAGGGUACAGUUCCAUGGCGAGUCCAGGACCAUCCAGAUGCGGUUCCAGCAACCCUUUGUGUCCGUCUGAGAUGGAGGACCAAGGUCCUCACGGCUCAGGUCACGGAGCGGGUCAUCGAAGACAAUCAACGCCCAUUCUGAAGAGCAACGCCUCCGCCAUGGCAUGUUCGAGCAACGAGAAGCCUCAACAGCAGGAUCAGAGAAGAGGAAGGUCUGACUCCGAGACGCUGUCUGAUGAUCCGUUGAUGGAGUCGAACGAUGAAGGGAUCGGGACGGAUCAUAUUGACGAGAAGAUUGAUGAUGGAGAGGUCAAAAGUGCCAAGGAGUUGGAGGUGUUCAUGAACGAAACCGAAACGUGCAAACUUCUCCUGGACCUGCCUCUUCCUCCGAUGUUCGCUGCCCCCAAAUGCAGCCUGGAGGAUACCACGGAACGCCUACUGCCGCCUCCAACAACUAACAAGAACUCCUUGCAGCUGCCAUCCAUCGUCGUGCAAUGUGACUCUCCUGGCUGUGAGAAGCAUCUCAGCCCGAUGAGCUCCAGGAGUGAGAGUCCACUGAGUGACAAGACAACUGGUAUGGGAAGGUUCUCCCCGCAGUUCUACGGGAGGAACAAGGAUCUUUUGCCUUUCACGGAUUCCGAUGGCCUAUAUGAUUUCCCUAGUUCGGAUAAGGUCAAUCUGACGACAAGUUCGCAUCCAAAAAAGCAAAGCAGAAAGAGGGAGAAAAAGCAACUUCGCAGUAUCAAAACUCCGAGUCCUACGAAACAGCAGUUACCUCAUCACUCGCUCUUUAGCCAUCUGGAUAUUCCGUGUAAGGAAGGACCACACAAAGUUCCGCCUCCUAGAAAGUUGAGCCCUAAGCGACGAAUCAACAGGUCGCAAGUGGUCAGUUCUUCAUCAAGCUCAGACAGUAUAACCUCCAUGAGGGAAAUGAGGCUAUCAUCAUCCAGCCCGAGUCCUGACACCAUUCGAUGGUCGUCUCCAGUAGCUUGGUCAGCAGAUAAAUGCUCGAGAUCGCUAGAAGCCUCUGCUGAGGAAGCUAAUGAUGUGCAGGAAUCGCCUUCAUUGCCAAACACAUUAGAUUUUUCUAAGAUUCAUUAUAGUCAUCAAAAAGUUAGUAGAUUGCGUGCAAUUAGUCAUCAGAUUAGGUUCCUAAGACGCCUAGAACAGAGCCUGAAGAGAAAAGAUCGCGCCGUCUCCCCAGACAGUCUCGACUCCGGUGAGGAAUCGCCGCGCGCGACGUCACCGCUGCUGCAAAGACCACGCCCACAAGCGGAGAUUCGCAAGAGCAAUAGCAGCGGACUGUUGCAGAUGAGCGGAGUCUCGAUCGGUGGGCGGCGCAAUGGAAACCGAAGGAGUGGGGAGAGAACCGGACAGCAAGAGCCGCUAUUGGCGCAGCCGGUCGUACUGACUGGCAGCGGGUAUUCGGAUUAGGCCACGCCCACAUCCGAUGACUUGGUAAAAGCGACAGUAUGGGUAUUACUGCAGAUGGGCGGAGUCUCGUUCGGAAAUCAUGGGAUGAGACAGCCAAUACCACUAUUGCUGCAGUUUGGUCGUGUUAGCUAGGAAAGGAUGAGGUGGUGAUGCGCAGGAAUAGCAGAGAGUGUGGCUGUGUGUCUAGCUUGGUGGGCGGCACAACAGAAGCCGAAGAGGGAGAGAGGGUGGGACAUGACAACCGCUGCUAUUGGCGUAGCCCGGUUAUGUAGGGACGGG
Messenger RNA from Acanthoscelides obtectus, 5526 nucleotides. NCBI's taxonomy places the organism in Eukaryota, Metazoa, Arthropoda, Insecta, Coleoptera, Chrysomelidae. The record is from the annotation of a GenBank genome assembly.